Messenger RNA from Procambarus clarkii (red swamp crayfish), 1240 nucleotides. The record is from RefSeq and is a predicted model, not a curated record. NCBI's taxonomy places the organism in Eukaryota, Metazoa, Arthropoda, Malacostraca, Decapoda, Cambaridae.
AAUUUUUUUUCUCCUUUAGUUGGGCACGCUUGGAGCAGGAAACCAUUAUGCUGAAAUUCAAGUAGUGGAUGAAAUUUAUGACAAAUGGGCAGCUAGUAAAAUGGGGAUAGAGGAGAAAGGCCAAGUGUGUGUCAUGAUUCAUUCAGGUUCUCGUGGUUUUGGACAUCAGGUGGCGACUGAUGCUCUUGUUGCAAUGGAGAAAGCAAUGAAAAGGGAUAAUAUUGAAACAAAUGAUAGGCAGCUAGCUUGUGCUAGAAUCAAAUCUCAAGAAGGACAGGAUUACCUGAAGUCCAUGGCUGCAGCAGCAAACUUUGCAUGGGUCAAUCGCUCCUCAAUGACAUUUUUAAGUCGACAGGCUUUUGCAAAGCAGUUCCAGAUGAGUCCUGACGAUCUAGACAUGCAUGUAAUCUACGAUGUCUCUCACAAUAUUGCCAAGAUUGAACAGCACUGGGUAGAUGGAAAACUUCGCACAUUGUUGGUUCAUAGAAAGGGUUCAACUCGGGCCUUCCCACCACACCAUCCCCUUAUUCCUGUUGAUUAUCAGUUGACAGGACAACCUGUGCUGAUUGGUGGAACAAUGGGCACUUGUUCUUAUGUAUUAACAGGAACUGAGCAGGGCAUGAUGGAAACUUUUGGGUCUACAUGUCAUGGUGCUGGCCGUGCUCUGUCUCGUGCAAAGUCACGCAGAAACUUAGAUUACACUGAUGUCCUAAUGAAGCUUCAAGAACAAGGCAUAAGCAUUAGAGUGGCAUCUCCAAAACUUGUCAUGGAAGAAGCUCCAGAGUCUUAUAAAAAUGUUACUGAUGUCGUUGAUACUUGUCAUGCAGCGGGAAUCAGCAAGAAAUGCAUCAAACUCCGACCAAUAGCAGUCAUCAAAGGAUAAUUGUACACAAUGAAAUAUGAUACUCGUAUAUCAUAAUAAUUAAUAUUUCCUACAAUUCAUUUGUAUCAUUACACUAUUUAACACGUUUUCUCCUUAGACUAAAGAACACACAUGUUUUUAUAGAAAACAAAUACAAAAAUCCAGGUCACUAUUUGCAAAAUCCACACUAUUGUGCCAUAUGAAAAUAAAUGUUCUUUGACUUGGACAAGUUCAUAUUUGGUAUCUUUUUGAAAUUAAUUUAUUUUAUUGAUUACGAUACUGAGACCUUUACCUGGAGUAAUUUGGGGAGGGAUGGGAGGGGGGGGGAUGACUAGUGAAUAUUGAUAGACAUUUGCUUGGAAUAAAGAUUUAAACAUU